Schizosaccharomyces cryophilus OY26 is the source of this 849-nucleotide messenger RNA. Its product is annotated as RNA-binding protein. NCBI's taxonomy places the organism in Eukaryota, Fungi, Ascomycota, Schizosaccharomycetes, Schizosaccharomycetales, Schizosaccharomycetaceae. Gene Ontology annotation, cellular component: nucleoplasm; ASAP complex; cytoplasm. The record is from RefSeq and is a predicted model, not a curated record. Gene Ontology annotation, biological process: mRNA splicing, via spliceosome. Gene Ontology annotation, molecular function: RNA binding. The transcript has 3 exons. The coding region runs from base 60 to 686 and encodes 208 amino acids.
CCUCCAAUAUCCUCCUGCCGUUUCGUCUCGUUUUAUAAGGCACUCUUAGCCUUUAAAAUAUGUCUUCAAUGUACACGGAGCGAAACACUAAUUACCAUGGAGGACGUUCAGGCCCUUCUCGUCGGACGCCCAGCCCUUAUGAGCGAUCAAUGUCUCGGUCUUCUGGCUAUUCCUAUCGCUCCCAUAGCCCUGGCUUUCAUUCCUCAGAAUCUCCACAUUCACGUUCCAUCUCACGUUCUCCUGAUAGGGAUCAAACUACGGUCUUUGUAGAAAACUUAACCCGGAAUGUUACACGUGAGCAUAUUGCAGAAAUAUUUGGAGUUUAUGGUAGAAUAAACUCGAUUCAUAUGCCUCUUUAUAGAAAAUCUAAAACAAACAUGGGAUUCUGCUAUGUUACUUAUUCUUAUCCUGAUCAGGCUGCGAACGCUGUCGAUAAAAUGAACAAUGGUGAACUAGAUGGUGAAGAGUUGUUUCUCUCCCUGAAGCGACCUGAAACAAAGAGUUACAGAAAAAGAGGCUAUUCCAAGGUUUCCGAUAAUUUUUAUCGCCCAAAUCGUUUUGACAAUGACUCGCGGUAUAGAAGGGGUAGAAGCCCUUCUUUACAUUCGCCAAGAAGUAUGAGUCGAAGCCCCACUAGAAGCCUCAGUAGGGAGUCUAUGGAUUUUUCGUACUCUAGAAAUAGGUGAAGUGUAUUGAGAAUCUAAUAGUGUUCAGCUACUCGCUAACUAGUUCUCUUAGUGAGACUGAUAGAUAUAUGCCAUUCUCAUAAAAAAAAGAAAUAUAUAUUUAUUACAUUUUGCGUUAAAUGCAUUAUUCUAUUAUUAAAUAAGAAUAACUCUAUUAUCCAAG